Cuscuta campestris is the source of this 1388-nucleotide messenger RNA. The record is from the annotation of a GenBank genome assembly. NCBI's taxonomy places the organism in Eukaryota, Viridiplantae, Streptophyta, Magnoliopsida, Solanales, Convolvulaceae.
CCAUUCUUCACGCAGGAAUUACAACGCACGCCAUGGCAAACGAAAGCUUUCUCGAAGUUAUUCCCAGCAGAGACAUAGAUGGCCGUUCAAAUCACCUGAAACUAGGUAUCUGGGAGCCUCCUAUGUCUACAGUCGCCGACGAAUUGUUAACAGCGGCAAGGAUGGCUGUCUCUCCUCAUCUCCUAGUAAAAACUGUAAGUUCAGAUGAGGGGACAAAGAUCUUCUUAAGGGCUUUGGGUAAUUUUCUGGGUAGGAUUACUCUCUCCCAGUAUGGGAAGGAAGAGAAUAAUCAUUUUGCCUUUGAUAACUCAGUCAUAAAGGUGGAUGUUGACCAGGGUCUAGUUGAUUGUAAUAUUUCGGUCCAAGAUGCUUCAGAGAUUAGGAUCACAGGUAACACUUCUACUUUGGUUUCUGAGGGUCAGAUUGAUAUGGUUUUGAGGGGUGAGGACAGGUCUGAUGUUCCUCAGGAUGCAACGGAUAAGCAGUUAGCUCUUUGUCAUAGUCCUAACCAGGACGGUGAACACCAGCCUUCUUAUUUAAUUGAAUACCCUUUGCUGCCAAGAUCUAGGCUUUCUCCCUUAGCUGCUGAAUUCAUACCCACCAUGCCCAAUUCAUUUGCUGCUCUUUUCAACCAGGGAGAUUACACCACUAUAGAUUCUACAACAGAGGAAGAUCUAUUAGCACAUAUCAAUGAUAAAAAUAUGGCCCUUUGUAAUAAUGCCAUUGAGGAUUUUCUACCAGAAAGAGAUGAGCCUAUUUUGUACACCCAUUCAGAGGGUGAAGAUAAUGUUUUUAUUGAUUAUGCAAUUAAACCCCUCCAAAUUGACACCUCAAGAUGCUCUAAGACACCACUUAUUUUGGGAAGGGUGUUUAAAGGUAAGAAAACAUUCUCCCCUUCUCAAAUGGUGACUAGGAGUAAAGCACGACUUUUAGAUGAAGGUAGAAAAAAGACCCCUAUAGGUUGCCUGGAGGACCCCGAUGAACCAACAGAUACAUUCGCUGCCGAGAUCAUAGAAGCCUUCAAGAAAACAUGUCCUUCUCAGAAGGAGGUUCCUCCUAAAAAACAACAGCAACCACUGACUAGAAGCCAAAAAAAGAAAGCCAAAAAGAAGCUUAAACAAGCCAGGUCUGAAGAUCAACUAGAAGAUUUCUUUUAAUCAUCAUUUUGACUUUGGUUUUUGUGACGAGAUUUCGAGCUUGGCAGUUAACACGCCAAGCUAUGGUGAGGUUUUCAAAUGUGUUCUGUAUGGCUUGGAAGAAUUGAAUCUGAUUUCGUGGGUUCGCAUUUGCAAUCUGGAAAGAAUUGUGUGAAGGUUUAUAGGUCAAGCUAAUUUGGUUUUGCUCUAGCCAAGAUUUGCAGGUUUUUUUAAUUAAGCUUGGGUUUGAAA